Molecule: messenger RNA, 759 nt
Organism: Trichoderma harzianum CBS 226.95
Lineage: Eukaryota; Fungi; Ascomycota; Sordariomycetes; Hypocreales; Hypocreaceae
Exons: 4
Coding region: 1-759 (252 amino acids)
Biological process (GO): ribose phosphate biosynthetic process
Molecular function (GO): sedoheptulose-bisphosphatase activity
Source: RefSeq, a predicted model, not a curated record
AUGGCUGCACCCCGCGUCUUCAUCGUCCGCCACGGCGAGACGGAGUGGUCACUCAACGGCCGACACACGGGCAGCACCGACAUCCCCCUGACGGCCAAUGGCCAGAAGAGAGUCAUUGCCACAGGUAGGGCUCUCGUGGGCGAUGACCGUUUGAUUGUUCCCCACCAGCUGUGUCAUAUUUACGUUUCCCCACGAAAGCGAGCACAACGCACCUUUGAACUGCUCAAUCUUGGCAUACCCGGCCCACUGCCAUGGCAGCCGCAUGGCAAUUCCCUUGGGGGCGGUCUUCAAUGCAAUGCCAAAGUCGAGAUUACCGAAGACAUUCGGGAGUGGGACUAUGGGGACUACGAGGGUAUCACAAGCCCAGAGAUCCGCAGAAUGAGAGCCGAGCAAGGUCUUGAAGGAACUUGGGACAUUUGGAAAGAUGGCUGUCCAGGAGGAGAGAGCCCUCAAGAUGUCACCGACCGUCUCGACCGUCUUAUCGCCGACAUUCGCAAAAGAUUUCAUGAGCCUAUACUAAAUCCGCCUGAGGGUAAAAAACCACACAAGGUGUCGGGUGAUAUUCUGAUUGUUGCGCAUGGACACAUUCUGAGAGCCUUUGCCAUGCGAUGGGCCGGUAAGACCCUUCAGGAUGGGCCAGCAUUCUUACUCGAGGCCGGCGGAGUGGGAACUUUGAGCUACGAGCAUCACAAUAUUGAUGAACCAGCCAUUCUCCUCGGUGGAGCUUUUGUUGUUGAUCUCGAAGAGAAGGGACAGUAA